UGCUGUCAAACUUUAAAGGAGUUCUCUACUCGCUGUCAGUUCUCGUUUUCAACUCGAACCUGAAGGCGACCCUCCUCCACCCCAGUCACCUCCCGGCAUCAACUCCUUUCUUCACCACCACCAGUGUCUGGACUCCAGGGGGGAUUCUGUCGGAUCAGAACUCAGCAAAACAAUAUUCAGUAUGCUGGCCUGUCGUAACAACAAUGGGCGUUCCCAGAAAUGAGGCUCCGCCCACUCAGCUUGGCCGCUUCUUGACGAGUGUGGAACGAGAGGGCCGAGCACCGCCACAACAACACUUUCACAACAACUCCGACCCCCGACGCGUGUGGCGAGGCGUCCAGGCCAUCACGGAUUAAAAACCCUCCAAUACCACCCCCUCCUACCAGAGACGCCUCCCUCCCUGAUGAGCUCAACAACUUGUAUGCUCGCUCUGACAGGGACAACCAGGACCAGGAGACUUUGCACCCUGCAGACCACCAGCCGCGCACCCUCUGCCCCACCGACGUGUGCACAAGGAGGAUCAUCUCCGCCUUGCUGAAUACAUCUGUAGGCCUACGGGUGCGAGGACGGUUCACGUGUCCAGUAAUAUGGCUGAGAUGUUCGCAGACGCCGUCACCCUGGUCCUGCUGAGAGAAGCCAGGGAGACGGUGAGCGGCAGCCCCCUGGGUGUCAUCAACACUCCCAUGAUCCCCUGGUGCCAGACAACCCUGCCUCUCGACAUCCACUGCAACCUUCACAUCAAACUGGAGAACAUGCAGAGAACUGGGUCGUUCAAGAUCAGAGGAGUGGCCAACCAGUUUGCCAGGAGACCGAGGGGGGGUCAUUUUGUCACCAUGUCUGCAGGGAACUAUGGGAAGUCUUUUGCAUACGCCUCUAAACACUACGGGUCAAAGGGCAAGGUGGUGAUGCCCGAAACGGCCCCUGUGUCCAGAUCCAUCCUGAUACAGAGUUUCGGGGUGGAGGUGGAGCGCGUGCCCACCUCCUGUCUGAUGAAUGUGGUGAACCGCUGCGUUCAGGAGGACGGCAUGACCUUCCUGCACUCCUACGAUGACCUGGAUCUAAUAGCAGGACACGCCAGUCUGGGUAUGGAGGUGCUGGAGGUGAUGCCCGACCCUGAUGUGGUGGUGGUGUGCUGUGGUGGAGGAGGGCUGCUGGCCGGUGUAGCCGCUGCCAUCAAACUGUCAGGCUGCGAUAAGACCAGAAUAUAUGGCGUGGAACCAGAUGGAGCCUGCACCAUGCACAGAAGUUUCAUUGAGAAGAAGCCAGUGUGCAUGGACACCAAGAGCAUCGCCUCAGGACUUGCACCACCUUUUGCAGGCACACUGCCCUUCGAGUUGUGUCAGCGUUACGUGGAGGGGAUUGUCCUCAUAAAUGACGAGGAGAUCACGGCGGCCGUGUCCACCCUCUACAGGUCUGGCCUUGUGGUGGAGCCGUCGGGCUGCGCUGCCUUCGCGGCCAUCGUUAACGGCAAGAUACCCGAGCUGGAGGGGAAGAACGUGGUGUGCAUCCUCAGCGGAGGGAACAUUGGAAAGGAGGAGCUCGUUAACUUCCCAGGCUGACAAGUGCACACUAAUAUAAUAUGACUUUUCUUAGUGUUAACACACUUUGAAAAUUUUAAAAAAACUAUUCAGGUCUUUCAAUGUGGAGAAUCAAAAUAAUUCCAGUUUUUAAAUGGACCAUAAUGUGUGUUUUUUUUUUUUUACAAUUUUCUAGCCAAACUCUCUUGAGGAGCAUCUGAGUACCACAAUCUCAAGUAGAUCAGCAAACAUUCCAUGUGUCAUUUGGUUUGUUCCAAUGUGUGCAACUGCAUGAUUCAAUAAACACCUCA
Messenger RNA from Cyclopterus lumpus (lumpfish), 1828 nucleotides. It is a transcript of the gene srr, whose product is annotated as serine racemase. The transcript has 8 exons. The coding region runs from base 588 to 1559 and encodes 323 amino acids. Lineage: Eukaryota; Metazoa; Chordata; Actinopteri; Perciformes; Cyclopteridae. Gene Ontology annotation, molecular function: L-serine ammonia-lyase activity; threonine deaminase activity. Gene Ontology annotation, biological process: L-serine catabolic process; L-threonine catabolic process. The record is from RefSeq and is a predicted model, not a curated record.